AUGUCAGCGCCCAUUACUCUAAUAUCCUUGUUAAAUGCUAAUCCGGGUCAAACCAGGUUUGAAAAAUCACUCUAUGAUCUUAUAAAGGGUCUCCGACACCACAAAGGAACAGAGGAAGAAUAUAUACAAGAUAGUUUGCGAGAAUGCAAGACCGAAAUCAGAUCACAGGAUAUGGACAAAAAGGCCACGGCACUCCUGAAACUAAUAUACUUGGAGAUGUUUGGUUAUGACAUGUCGUGGGCAUCGUUCCAUGUUCUGGAGGUCAUGUCGUCCGCGAAGUAUCUACAGAAACGCGCUGGGUACCUCGGAGCAGUCCAGAGAUCUCGUGUCUCACAGUAUACCGAAUAUGUCCCUUCCACUGAUCACACUACCAAACAUCGCAACGACAUCCCUCUCAAUGUCUUUACUUCCAGACGUCUUAUCUCGAAUCUCUCACUCACAUUCCGUGCAUGGCCUAAGCUCAAGGAGAGGCUCAUGGAUGACCAGGAGGACACCAGUGUGACUACGGCUGUGCUCAACGUUUUUGCGACUUUGACGCCUCUCGAACCGCGAUUGAUACGAAAGCUGCACCGUCCAUUGGUGAACAUAAUCCAAACGACCACGGCCAUGUCAUUACUCUAUGAGUGCAUCAACGGUCUGAUUCAGGGUGGUAUACUUGACUUCGAUGCGGGGAUCGAAGAAAAGGAUGAAAUUGCAAGUCUGUGUGUUGGCAAACUUCGGGGCAUGGUAGUUUCUGACUCGGAUCCAAACCUCAAAUAUGUGGCGCUCCUGGCCUUCAACAAGAUCGUGCUCACAUAUCCAGGCCUAGUGUCAUUGCAACAGGAUGUGAUAAUGCAUUGCUUAGAUGAUGCCGAUAUAUCCAUCCGUCUCCAAGCACUUGAGCUUGCAGCAAGAAUGGUCACGAGUGAUAGCCUACAGUCAAUCGUUGGUCGGCUGGUUUCCCAGCUUAUGGAUUCCCGGCCACUCAAGAAGGGAAGCCACCUUGAACCUGGGGAUGGAUACCCCGAAUGGGAGAAUGAUAAGCAGCGAAGUGAAUGGACGAAUAAGGCGCCACUUAUAUUGCCGCCAGAAUACAGGGUUCAAGUCAUACAUCGCAUUUUAGAUAUAUGCUCCUUUGACAAUUACUCAAACCUGACAGACUUCGAAUGGUAUGUGGACGUGCUGAUACGGCUGGUAACCCUUCUCCCGGCAGACAGCGAGGAUACCUUUAUGACGAAUGCUACACAUAAUGAGCAAGAAACUUUGUCUCAGAGCAACAUAACGGACCGAAUCGGCUCAGAGAUACGGAAUAUUGCUGUCCGUGUUCGAGAUGUUCGAAUGGAAGCGACUAGAGCUGCGGAGUCUCUAAUUCUUAUUGACAACAGGCAGACCCUGUUCUCUGGAGUACCAAUGUCGAAUAAUAGUGCUCUAGGCCCCCUUGCAUGGGUCGUUGGGGAGUAUGCUCAAUACCUCUCGUCGCCUAGACAGACUCUUUACUCGUUAAUAGACGUGUCCAACGUUUCAUUGCCAGCAAAAACUCUUUCCCUCUACGUCCAAGCUAUACCCAAGAUAUUCACCCAAAUCGUUUGCAGCGGUGGUCGAGACUGGAGCUCGAGCAAAAGGAGCGAGGUUGCACUCAAUCUGGCCCGAAUCAUCGACUUCUUGGAAGCCCUGGGGGCACAUCCAGAUUUGAAUGUGCAGGAAAGGGCCAUCGAGUUUCUAGAGAUUAUGCGAUUAGCAGCUGACGCUGCACGCUCAACGAGUCUAGAUACCCACGAUACCCCGUUUUUGCUAUCUUCGGUGAUUCCUGGUCUUUUCGAUGGCCUCGAGCUAAACCCGGUCUCUGUUAAUGCCCAGAAGAAAGUUCAAUCGCCAGACGAGCUGCAGUUACACCAGACAUUUAAUGAAGAUCUUUGGGUGCUCUUCAGUCAUGAACAUGGAAAUUCUCACGAGAAAGAGAGUAAACUGCCAUUCCAUGAAUAUUAUUAUAGUCGAGAGACAUUUGUCCCGGAUAAGCAGGGCAUGGACAGCACAUCAGAUGAUUUGCAACUGAUGCCGUUUGCGUCCCCCGGACUGGAUCAGGUUGAGGAUCAGGCCGCCCUCGUAAGGCGGAAACACUACCGAAAAGAGCGCACUCGAGAUGACCCAUUCUACAUUGGAACCGAAGAUGCGUGGACCGCUAUAUCUGAGCCCUCCCGCCCCCAAUUGCAGAUCUCGGACGAAGGCGAGCUAAACAUCGACGCCAUUCCUAUCAUUGAUCUCAAAUUGAGUGAAACGAGAGAACGACACAGCGAUCACAUGUCUUCUCCCCCGCCUGAAGAGACCCAGUCCACGGCCGGAUCACGACUUAGAAGAUACCAUGUAAUCCCGGAUGAGAUGAUCGGACACGAAGAGGAGCUUGGUGUCAAAGACACUAACUCCCUUAGCAAAUUAAAUCGAUCACCGCUUUUAGUGGAUUCGAGCGGUUUACAGCGCCUCACUUUAGGGGAGGAGGGGGUAUCCUCAGGAUACACGCGAAGCGUCCCAAAGGCCGAAGAUGAUGCGGAAAUGGCCAAGGCAAUGCAGCAAGUGGAAAGGUUCCGACUGGAAUUGCAAAGGGAGUCAGAGCGCGUCCAUCCGACAGGGGUUCCCUCCGAGGGAACAUUGGUCAAAAAGAAGAAACGGGUAAAGAAGACUACGGUCCCUGUUUCUCGGGAUAGUGGACAGGAGCAUGAACCAGUUGUAGAUGGAAAUAGUCAGCGCAAGCCGAAGAAGAAGAGGCCGAAGAACCAAAGGGUGGUGACAUCUUCUUGA
Molecule: messenger RNA, 2772 nt
Organism: Aspergillus tubingensis
Lineage: Eukaryota; Fungi; Ascomycota; Eurotiomycetes; Eurotiales; Aspergillaceae
Product: putative AP-3 complex subunit delta
Exons: 6
Coding region: 1-2772 (923 amino acids)
Biological process (GO): Golgi to vacuole transport; protein targeting to vacuole
Cellular component (GO): membrane coat; AP-3 adaptor complex; endosome membrane
Source: RefSeq, a predicted model, not a curated record